AUGCCUGCUCCAGAGGCAAGAAUUUUCGAAAAUAUCAAGACAGAGAAGCCAGCCACUAGAAAGCUUCUAGAGUUAGAUAUCAAAUUUGGAGACCUCACUGAUAAGAACGUUGAGCAAUUCAGAAUUUUGAACUAUUUGAAUCUGCCUGUGAUCUACUCAGAAGACUUCUAUAGAAGAUUAAUCAAUAAUCUCAGAUACUCCAAGCUCGCAUAUCUUAAGGACGUACUGGUAGGAGCAAUAUCCUGCAAAGAAGAUGAUUAUGAGGGAGAACGAGUGGUCUAUAUCAUGACAAUUACUAUUCUGAAACCAUACAGAAGAUAUGGUAUUGCUUCGAAGUUACUUGAAUAGGCUGUCAAAGACUGCGCAAAGGGAAAUAUCAAGAAGAUGAAUCUACACGUUUAAAGCAGUAACUAGAGUGCACUUGAAUUCUAUAAGAAGCAUGGCUUUGAAAUAGCAGCUAAACUAGAUGACUACUACACUGAUCUUUAGCCUGCAGACUGCUAUGUUCUUGUUAAAAAUUUAGAAUAAUCCACAACAAGCCAAUGA
Stylonychia lemnae is the source of this 546-nucleotide messenger RNA. Lineage: Eukaryota; Ciliophora; Spirotrichea; Sporadotrichida; Oxytrichidae. The record is from the annotation of a GenBank genome assembly.